GCAUAUACAAGUCUUUGGCAUAUACAUAAUAUGGAAGUUGACCGAGGUUACCCAUGAAGGGUAAUUAAUAGUUGAGCAAUUGGGAACAUAAGUAUCAUUUAACGAUUUGUUUGUUUAUUAGAAAAGUGUAAACAUGUUUGUGUGAAUUUUCGGUCAAUGAUUCUAUAUGUUUGGGUAACAGCACCGGGAUGCAGUGCCCAGGCGUGCCCGCGAUGCAGCGCGACCAGUUCUCGCUGGGAACUCGCGCCUGCGAGGGCCGCUCCCAGCCCGGCACGGACCGCCUCUUCUCGCAUCACAAGCACGCGUCGCACGUGAUGGCCAGCCUCGGCGCGCUGCGCGAAGACGCGCGCUUCUGCGACGUGGAGCUGGUGGCGCAAGGCACGGCCGUGAAGGCCCACCGCGCAGUGCUGUGUGCCAGCAGUCCGUACUUCCACGCCAUGUUCACGGCCGGACUGUCGGAGGAGCAAAAAGACACGGUCGAGCUGCAUGCUGUGUCGGCCAGCAGUUUGAAGAGCCUGGUGGAGUUUAUUUAUACUGGCGAGACCGUCAUCAACCAGGACAACGUGCAGGAGCUGAUGGUUGCGGCAGACAUGCUGCAACUGCGGGAGGUCGUGCUGGGCUGCUGCGAGUACCUGCGGCAGGAGUUGCACUGCUCCAAUGCGCUUGGCAUAUUCAGGUUUGCAGAGGCCCACAACUUCACAGAGCUGGCGAGUGAGGCGGAGGCCUUCAUCCGCACCCAUUUCCCAGGCGUCAGCGGGGAGCAGGAGUUCCUUGACCUGCCCAGGGAUCUGGUCGUCAGGUUCCUGGAGUGCGAACACUUGCGAGUGGACUCUGAGUCGCAGGUGUUCAGGGCCGCGCUACGCUGGCUUCUGCAUGACGUGAGCCAGCGACGAGGCUUUGUGUUCCACAUCUUGCCUCUGGUGCGACUGCCACUGCUGUCGAUGCGAGAGCUGGAACAAGCCAUCGACUCGUGCCAGGACGAGAGCCUGAAGGUGGCCUUGAGCUCCGCUCGUAAGAACAUACUCUCGAAGGGCAGCCCGCUGAACUGGAGCGUGGAGCCGCGUCUGGGAGCCAGGAGGGACAUCUUCGUGAUAGGCGGAUCGAAGCGCGAGCUGGUGAGAUCGUGGACACGCUCUUGCGAGUGCACCUUCGACUCGGUGGAGCGGUUCGACCCGUACCGGCGCAAGUGGCACGGCGCUGCGCCGAUGGGCGUGGGGCGCAUCCUGCCCGGCGUGGCGCUGCUGCGGGGGAACAUCUUCGCGGUGGGAGGGGAGCUGGACAGCCAGAUCCUGGCGGACGUGGAGAGCUACAGUCCACGCGAGGACCGGUGGACGCGGGUGGCCAGCAUGGUGGUGCCACGCUGCGAGUUCGGGCUGUGUGCGUUGGAGGACAGACUGUACGCACUGGGGGGCUGGGUGGGCGAGGACAUAGGGGCGUCCAUCGAGCAGUACGACCCCUGCCUGGACGAGUGGACGCUGCAGAGCUCUAUGCCUGAGCCGCGGUUCAGCAUGGGUGUCGUCUCUCACCAAGGGCUGAUCUACGUGGUGGGCGGCUGCACGCACGCGCACAGGCAGAUGCAAGACCUGCUGAGCUUCAACCCGGUGACAGGAGAGUGGACGACGCUGGCGCCCAUGACGGUGUCACGCAGCCAGAUGGGCGUUGCUGUGCUGCACGACCACCUGUACGUGGUGGGGGGCCACCGCAACCACCACGAGGUGCUCCAGUGUGUGGAGCGCUACUCCUUUCACCAGAACAAGUGGAGCGAGGUGCCGCCCAUGAAGGUGCCACGAGCCAGCCCCGCGGUGGCGGCGGUGGAUGGUCUGCUCUACGUCAUCGGCGGGGACCAGAACCACGACAUCAACUUGUACCGCGCGCACGUCACGGUCGACACCGUCGAGUGCUACGACCCCGCCACGCAGACCUGGGACACGUGUCCUCCACUUCCAGAGAGUCGUAGCGAGGCGGGCGCGGUGGUGGUCUGACGCCUAGCGUCUAGGUUUUUGUUGCACUGUCGUUUUAAUUGGUUUAAUUUUUAUAAAAAAUAAUUUGCAUGAACUCUGAAACUGGGUGUGACUGCAGUUAUCUUCUCAAUCCAGUCUCAGCUCAUGUGUGGCUAAUGUUUGUGAAUGUCAAUGUGGCCACUUUGUGCAUAUACAUGUUCUGCCAUUAUCCCAGAAUAAGAGCAAAUGCAGUCUGGAACAAGCCAACUAACAGUUUUAUAGACAAAAAUAUGUAGCAAUAUUAAUAUUUGUUUUGUAACCAUGUUUCAUUUUGUCGCUUUGUAUUUUAGUUAGGCUGUGAGUCAGAUAUGCUAUUUUAUUUACGUUGUAAUAUAGCAUGUACCUGUUAAGCUUGUAAAUAUAUUAUAGUUACUUA
This is a messenger RNA of Bacillus rossius redtenbacheri, 2376 nucleotides long. Its product is annotated as actin-binding protein IPP. Gene Ontology annotation, molecular function: protein binding. Bases 189 to 1982 code for a protein of 597 amino acids. The transcript is spliced from 8 exons. Lineage: Eukaryota; Metazoa; Arthropoda; Insecta; Phasmatodea; Bacillidae. The record is from RefSeq and is a predicted model, not a curated record.